This is a messenger RNA of Lymnaea stagnalis (great pond snail), 6941 nucleotides long. Lineage: Eukaryota; Metazoa; Mollusca; Gastropoda; Lymnaeidae. The record is from the annotation of a GenBank genome assembly.
CGACAGACCUGAAUAUUUUGCUUUUGAAAACAAUGUAAACCUCUUUUAGACCCACUCAGACAACUGCAUCCUACAUCCUUGAGUGUACCAGCAUUUAGAGUAAUCAGAAAAUCUCAAGUUCGGUGACAGCAUCCUGAAUUCGUGACUAUAAAACCAGCCUCUGUUGUCUAAACCUUUUAAAAAAGAACAGUUGGUGAGUAGAGUUUGCGUUUCUUACUGACCUAUUGCAUUAAAUUUAUUUAUAUGUUUAAAGAUAAUUAUCUUCACAUUCUUCAAUCUCUAAUAUUAAAUUGUUUACUUCUUAAUAUUGGUGUAUUAUAUUUUAGAAUAGUGGAGAUCCUAGCCCUUUUUAACUUUAUUUUUCAUAAAGCACCUUUGUACUGUUUUUCUACAAAAUGCAUUUUUGUUAUUUUAUUCUCUCGUUGUGUUAUAAUUUUCGAUAUGUUAAUAUAUUUUCAGUGCAACAACCUAGUAUUUGAAGAUGGUCUGGAAUCGCUCCGUACAUGCUCCGUGUGGGAUCGCUUUGUUGGUGCUAAGCAUCCUAUGUAUGUCAUUUGUUGAUGGUGCCAUCUUAGAGCAAGAACUAGAAGAGGGUGACAAUGACAAGCUAGAAGUAGGCAGAUAAAUAGAAUAUAACUUAUCUUGUUGAUCUAAAAGCUACAUUAUAUCAUCAUUUAAAUUGUUAGAACUGAAACUUCUUCUUGGUUCAGUGUGACAAUAAUCAAAAGUUAACGUUUAUUCAAUUAAGCCUAAUGAAAGUAUUUAACAAAUGCUACACUUGAAAUAUCAGCAGCUUGUUGCUCCAGCGUGGCUAUGAUUUGUGUCGAUACCAUGUGUGUGUCGUCCCCCCCCCCCCCAGGCGGAUCAUAUUAAGCCGAACCCACACACAAAAAAAAAAACACAACUCUUCAGUUGGCUGAAAAUGUCACCCCUCCAUAAUCCCCAUUCCCCCCCUUUACACUUAGGUUAAUUUUUAUUUCAGAAUUACACGAGCUGCGCAAACAAAUAUAAAAUUUAAAUAAAGAUACCUAAUCAAGUCACUGUAUAAUGUAUAGUGACUCGUUAAUUAAGUGCACCAUUUGAUUCGUUAAGUUAUGGCCAAUUAAUCUAUUUCUCAGCUAGUAAUUUAUCAUUAUUUAUGUCCUUAAUUUAAAAACAAUGAAACGUGGAUUGGUAGUUAAUAAAUAAAGAUCUAAAGGUUUGAAAUUAAAAUAAUUUUCAUUAACUAAACAAAAGUAGGCCUACACCUUAUUUCUUCCCCGUAACUUCCAGAUGAAACAUUGUGAUUUUGAUCCAAAACUUAUCAUCUCGGAGUGCUACACAGUCCAAGAAGAUGGUUCUCUUAGCAGAACCAUAGAUCCAGUUCUAGAAGAUGCUACAAUCCUACCAGAAUUUACACUUUGUAAAUCAAUGCUAGUAGGCACUGAAGCUGACUUUCUUAUUUGUCAGGGAGGGAAGUGGACAGAUUACGGUGAGCAACUUAUUUAUCUUAGUACCACUAUAUCUUUUUUUAUAUAGGCCCAUGCAUAAAUAAUGAAAAACUUAACAUUAAUACACACUUUUGUAACACACUCUGUAUAACAAACAAUAAUUAAACAUUAUUAGACCUAACUCUAUAUUUAGUCUAUAUACUCUGAUUAUUAGAAAAAAACUAGAUCUAAUAUAAUUUGGAAAUGGGCAGGAAAUAGUUUCUAGAAAAAUUAAUCAAAAGUUUUGUUUCAAUAAUUUAUUGAUUCAAAAUAUUUAAGUUUGUAAUUUUAUUGGUAAGCACUGCGUAACCUACAUGUUCAACAGUUACAUUUUUAGAUUUUAUUUUUCGAAGUGGCUAUUCGCACCCGGGUACCAGAAGUGAGAGGAUGGGAUUAAAAAGCUAUUUAAAAUAUAAUUGUUGGGUUUGUAAGACAGAAUGAGGUAUCAAAUGAAAGAUAAUAUUAAUGGAAUGGACUAUAUGUUUGUAAAUUUACUUCUUCGGUUUAAAGUUUAACUAAAAUAAACUACCACAAAUGACAUCCGAAUCCGAAUAGCAUUGGUCUCAUGAAACCCGGACGCGCAUCGCCGCGAUUCGCAUGUAUGGCAAAUUCAACAACUACAGGCUGAUUGGAAUUUAUAAUUUUUUGUAAUUAGUAUCUUGUGAGCCUUGUCUUAGUUUAUAAGCCAUUUGAAUUACCUAUAUCUAGGCUGAACUAAUUUGAUUAAAUUAAUUGAUAUGUGAUAAAGGAGUCUUGGCCAAUGAGAUGACAUGCCUCAGACAAAAUAAAAAGUUUAAUGGAAAUGAGCUAAACAAAGUAUGGGAAACCUGAAAAAAAAGAACGCAACAAAACAAAUCAAAUAACAAUUAUUUAAUAAAUUCUUAAAGUUAGUUAAAGGGCAUAAUAAAUCAUUUGCAUACCAGUACCAGGAAGUAUUUCUUAAAUUUUUAUCGUCAUCAUCAUUGGGUUUAUUUUUAAACCAGAUGCAUUAAAUCUCUACCAAGAGUGACAGUUUUAGAAGUCAAAUGAAAGUAAGACUUAAUUUAUUUCUUUUUCCAUUUUGUAUAUGAAUAUGAAACCAUACCUAUUAGCCUCAGGACACAGGGAAAAGAGAUGGGGCCAGCGAAGACAAAAUACAGUUACAGGUAAAGAAAACUAAAAUAAUGCUAUUUUUUAAAAUUUUUUAAAGAGCUAAUUUUUGUUAAUUUUAAAGAGAUAAUUAAUAAUAGUGUUGCCCUUGGUGUUGAAAAGCCAAACAAUCAAAAUUAAUAGACUUAGAACAAUUUAAAUUAUUAUUAAACAUGUUAAAUGGUUAAUAUUUUUACACUUAACUGUUGCAUUUCUUAGUUUAUUUCUGAUACUUUAAUGUAGGUCAAUUUAAAUGGGUCAUUCCUGUAAAGAAAUUAUUUGAUUUUGCAUUGAGUUCAAUAGAAAUUUUUACUCUUAUGUAAACAAGUCAUUGUCUGUUAGUAGUGUUGUUGUUUUAAGUAACGGUACCAUGCUUUACAUAUAAAUAAUUUUAAGUUGCAUAUAGAUUUAAUUUUUUAAAUUAAUUGUUAAGCCAUUAAAUUAAGGAACUAUUUGUUAUAUCAUGUUUUGUAAAUGAAAUAUUUUAUAGUGCAAUAUGUUGAUUUGUAAUAUUAAAAGUAAAUGUUAUAUUAUACAUCUCCCUGCUCUCUCCUUCCAAUUGAAAAUAAGGCAUACUUGAAUUAUUUCCAGAUAUUUGAUAAGUGUGUGUUACUGUUACAUUUGCAGCAGGCAGAUGUCCUUCAGAGUACACCACAAUCUCUAAUGGAAGAACUCGUUGUGUACCAGCCACCAAUCCAAGACUGUGUUGCUAUUACUGUGAUGAAGGUUAUGAGCGUGUUGGACAACAAACCAUCCGUUGCAGAAACAAUGUCUGGGGCGCACCAAAACCUGUCUGUCAAGGUGAAUGUUUAAAUUAAUACAUCAAAUAAAGUUACCCUGCAGAAAUAAUUCUCUCAUAAGUUCUUAUUUUAACCAGUUUAAUCGGGAAAACAAAAUGUCGUUAGAAGACUAACGGUUUAUUCUAACUCAGUGAGAAAGGAUAACAUUAUAAAUAUCCAAAUUAUUCAUGUAAACUCCUGCUUGCUACUAACAUAUAGAGUGCCUCCAUCUCUAAAUAAAGAGCUACAAACACAUACGUUUUUAUUUCUAUUUAUUUGUUGUUUCUUGUUUUGUCUUGUCUGCUGAGGAAGGAUUCAAGCCAACACGUCCUUUAAAUGUUCCUGUCUUUUUAUUUCAAGCCUGAGCAUAUCUGGCUCUACUAGUUUCUUCACACUGCCUGAACGCUCUACAUUAUAUUAUCCUUUAUUGUUGGCUACAACAGGUUUUGCAUAUAUUGGCUUUCAACCUCUCUUGUUAAGUUCAUAGUUUACCACGCAUAUUAAAUAAGUUACUGGUUAGCUUUAAAAUUUCUAAAGACUGUGAUGACGCUUUCACGAUGAGAAUCUGCUUUUACUUUUGUCAAACGUCUCUCUUAAACAUUUUAACUUUACUUCAACAGUGAGAUCUGCCCCUCCUGUGCCGGUCAGAUGUGCACCUGGUUCCUAUUCAACAAGUAAUGGAACUUGCACGCCCUGUGCCAGGGGAUACUAUCAAGACAGAGAAAAUAUGACAACUUGCAUACGAUGCCCCGAUAGUAAGUGCUUGUGGAGCUGGCGUUAAAAUCUUUUCAAUCAUUUGCCUUUCUCUUUAGGAAAUGCUUCAAACAACAAGUGCUAGUCCAUUGACGUGAGUCUGCAAGUUAUAUUUUACACAAAAACUGUGGGCUUUGGCAUGGGUCCCAGCAGCAUGGGUUCGGAGAUGGGAGGGGCAGAUUCUAAGUCUCCCAUCCAUGACUGUUCAAUUGGAAAAGAUUUUAAAGUUAUUUAAGAAGAAAAAAAAUUGUCUAAAUGUGCCGGUGAAUAAUGACACAUUUUAGGGAUGUGAUUAAAACUUUGAAUGCAAAAGCCCAUUCUCACUCACACUAUACAUAGUGUCGCUUGAAUCUGCCAGGGAGCAUCUACGUAACACAUCGAACAGGCUGGUCUAUUACUUGACUUUUGGCAGAUUUCCUGAGGUAAACUGACAAUCCCCAGAAACUCCAACCCGAAUAAAAGUCAAAAUCCCGGACCAAAAUCUCGAAAACUUAUGUGUAGCUAUAAUACACUUUUGUAUUCAUAUAAUUUAAAUGGUCUUUGAGAUAUUUUAAAUAGAGGGUGUUGGGAUACCCCAUUGAUGAAUGUGAAAACUCCUUUAACUACUUAAUAUCACAAUAUCCUCCUGCCAUAUACUAAGGUAUAGAGAAUAAAAUCCCCUUUACGACAAGAUAUAAUUUAUAUUUAAUAUCCUAGGGUUCCUAAGAAAUAAAUUAAUGAACUUAUACGAAAAUCACAAAUAUUGGUUUCCAAUACCUAAGUAUUCUAGGUGGUGUGGGAGAAGCCGUUAUACAAUGUUGUGAUAACCUAACCCCUAGUUCAAAAUCCACAACAGUGUUUGGUAGUGUACACUCUUUUUCAUAAGAGUGGCCCACUAUGCCACAUGUAGAUACAGUGCAUAACUUAUAAAGUAAUAAGGAAAUAGACAUGAUCUGUUAAUAGGUACUGGUAAGCAACCCAAGUUUUAAACAAGUCUUUUUUUUUUUUUAAGAUAAAACUACUGAUUCAACUGGAGCAGCUUCAGUCAAUGAAUGCUAUGACAAUGUUGAAGUUCCCCCAGUGUAAAAUGAGCCACUACUGAAGACAAGGAUUUUACAUUUGAUGGAUGGUCGUCAAGAGUAUUUAAUGCUUAAGUUAAUGUUCAGGCUUAACACAUUCUUUAUAAAUUGUUCUCCACUUAGUAGAAUUCUUCUUUCCUUGCUCUACCUUGUAUAACAAAAAUAUAUAUGUUAAUAAAAAAGGUAUUUUGCAAUUCAAACAUUGUGUUAUUAAGAAAAUACUAAGAAAAACCUGAAGUGUGUGGAGUGCAUACAUACUAGAAUAAAUACAGGGUGUGUGUGUUGAAUGCAAACCUACUAGAAUAAAUCCUGGAUGUGUGGAAUGCAUAAGAACUAGAAUACAGUCAGGGUGUGUGGAAUGCAUACCAACUAGAAUAAAUCCAGGGUGUGUGGAUGCAUACCAACUAGAAUAAAUCCAGGGUGUGUGGAAAGCAUACCAACUAGAACAAAUCCAGGGUGCGUGUGUGGGAUGCAUACCUGCUACUACAAGAGUAAGUACAGGGUGUGUGGAAUACAUACCAACUACAAUAAAUCCAAAAUGUGUGAGGAAUUCAUACCUACUAAACUUAAUCCAUUGUGUGUAUCAUUUUACACAUAACUAAGGUCAUCCCAGUCACCUCCCCUCCACCCCAAACUCUUCUUCCAAGCCAAAUAUUACAAAGAUCCACCACAUCCCUAUCCCCCCACCCAAACCUUGUCCCAUAUCAGCCCCUACCAACCUAUGCCCCCUCACACCACCCAUUGUUCAUCUGUUUUCUUUAUGCAUCUGGUGACAUUAUAGAAUCCUACACAUUGUUUGCUAGAGCACAUCAUGAGAUCUAAUCGAGCAUUUCUUUAGGGCAUCUAGACAAAGACAGUAAUGAUCAAACAGGGAUAAGACACUAAUGAUCAAACAGGGACAAGACAUUAAUGAUCGAACUGACACAAAUAAUCAAACAGAAGCAUAGACAUUAAUAAACACUGCAUUUUUAAUUCAAGUUAAAAUAUACAUAAGUUCAGUGCAAUUUAGAUUAAUUAAAAAAAAUAAUAAAUCCAUUACAUUAAUUGUAUGUACAAUAGUUCAUUACUGUAUAAAUUAGUACAAUAUAUUAUACAUAUAUGAUGCUUAUUUACAUACCAAACCAUAGGGCCAGGUCAGGGAACUCAUUUUUCAAUGCAAUCUGCAGCAGAUGAAAAAUGUUAAUAAUCCAGCUCAUUCUUAAAAGGUAAUAAUUUGUGUUUUUGGUUUAAAACUAAAUAAAUGGUAAGACUCAAAAAUAACUGCCAGGUCACAUGUUCAUUGAUUGAUUGGAUGUGAAAUUUUUUUUUUUAGAGGAUUUAUUCUGAAAAGCUGGAAAAACAUAUGACUCUACUCUUGAAAUAGUUUGCUGAACAUCUCACCUACGUCUCCAUUUCUAGUGAAAUAAUUUGAUGUGGAUGUCUCUAAAUUGUUUUAUUUAUGUGCUGAAAAUUUACAAUGCAAUCAAAAAACAUUUCCAUUUGUUUGGAUCAAUAAAAGAAUCUUAUCUUAUCUUUUAAAGAAAUAUUUAUACUUCACAUUUGUUCUUUUAUGAAUAAUUAUGACUAUAGAUAAUGUCGAUUCACACAGACAUGUUGACAGAGACUUAAAGAUUUGUGAAAAAAACUUUUUUUAAGUGGAGAGAUUGUUGGUGUUGAGACUUGAUACUGACAUACAUGUGGUACUCAGUGGUAGACUAAGUCAAAUGACAUUUGUGAGUUGGAUUAAGUCAACUGACAUUUUUUUGAUGGACUAA